Leptonychotes weddellii (Weddell seal) is the source of this 2055-nucleotide messenger RNA. NCBI's taxonomy places the organism in Eukaryota, Metazoa, Chordata, Mammalia, Carnivora, Phocidae. The record is from RefSeq and is a predicted model, not a curated record.
AUGAGCCAGGACGCGGAUCCCAGCGGCCCCGAGCAACCGGACAGAGAUGCCCGCAGCGUGCCGGGUGCUCCGGCGCCCCCCGUGCCCCCCGCGCCCCCAGGCCCGAGAGGGAUGCAGCCGCCGCCGCCGCCGCCCCCAGCCGGCCUACCGCAGAUCAUCCAAAAAUGCCAGUCUCUGUACUCAGGAAAAAUGCAUCAAAAGUUAAACUCGGUAGGGUACUUUGUUCUACUCAGAUCUGCCUUUAAACCUGACCUCCAACAUUAUGAAGCUAAAGGAGUAGACAAGUGGGAAAGCACCAGUGCUCCCAACAUACUGGGAUGUACCCUGAACCUGGACCCUUUCAGUUUGUCAGACAACGCUGCCGCCAAGCUCCUGGACAAGAACCCGUUCUCGGUCAGUAACGCGAACCCUCUGCUUCCUUCACCUGCCAGCCUCCAACUGGCUCAACUGCAAGCCCAGCUCACCCUCCACCGGCUGAAGCUGGCGCAGACAGCUGUCACCAACAACACCGCGGCCGCCUCAGUCCUGAACCAAGUCCUCUCCAAAGUGGCCAUGUCCCAGCCUCUCUUCAACCAGCUGAGGCAUCCGUCUGUGAUCAGCGCCCCCCACAGCCAAACUGGGGUGCCCCAACAUGCUGCAACCAUAUCCAGUGCCCGGUUUCCCUCUAAUGCAAUUGCCUUCUCGCCCCCCGGCCAGACACGAGGCCCAGGACCCUCCGUGAGCCUUCCCAGCCAGCCCCCCAACGCCGUGGUGAUGCAUCCUUUCAGUGGGGUCAUGCCUCAGACCCCUGCCCAGCCAGCAGUCAUCUUGGGCAUUGGCAAGACUGCACCUGCUCCCGCUGCAGCAGGAUUCUACGAGUAUGGCAAGGCCAACUCCAGCCAGGCGUACGGCUCUGAAACAGACAGCCAGCCCAGCUUCCUGCCAGUCGUGGCCUCUACCACGGGCAGUGUGACCUAUGAAGGGCCCUACAGCCACUCAGGGCAAGAUGGCCAACCUGCCUUUCCCAAGGACUUCUACGGACCCAACUCCCAAGGGUCGCAUGUGGCAGGUGGAUUCGCGGCUGAGCAGGCCGGGGGCAUGAAAGGCGAGGUAGGUCCGCUGCUGCAGGGUCCAAAUAGCCAGUGGGAGAGCCCCCACGGAUUCUCUGGCCAAAGCAAGCCCGAUCUUACGGCAGGCCCUAACCUGUGGCCUCCACCCCGCAGCCAGCCCUAUGAGCUGUAUGACCCCGAGGAGCCCACCCCAGACAGGACCCCUCCUUCCUUUGGGGGUCGGCUUAACAACAGCAAGCAGGGUUUCAGCGGGGCCCGGCAGCGGGCCAAGGAGGAGCAGGCUCUGCUGUCCGUGCGGCCCCUGCAGGCUCACGAGCUGAAUGACUUUCACGGUGUGGCCCCCCUGCACCUGCCACACAUCUGUAGCAUCUGCGACAAGAAGGCGUUUGAUUUGAAGGACUGGGAGCUGCAUGUGAAAGGAAAACUACAUGCUCAGAAAUGCCUGGUCUUCUCUGAAAAUGCUGGUAUCCGGUGCGUACUCGGUUCGGCGGAGGGAACGCUGUGUUCCUCUCCAAACAGCACAGCCGUUUAUAACCCUGCUGGGAACUCUGAAGAUUAUGCCUCAAAUCUUGGAUCAUCAUACGCGGCCAUUCCAGCAAGGUCAUUUGCUCAGUCAAAUCCCGCAUUUCCUUCGGCUUCCCCUGGGACAAAUUUUGCGCAGCGGAAAACGGGUGCCGGGCGCGUGGUGCACAUUUGCAAUCUCCCUGAAGGAAGCUGCACGGAGAAUGACGUCAUUAACCUGGGGCUGCCCUUUGGAAAGGUCACUAAUUACAUCCUCAUGAAGUCCACUAAUCAGGCCUUUUUAGAGAUGGCUUACACAGAAGCUGCCCAGGCCAUGGUCCAGUAUUACCAAGAAAAAUCUGCUGUGAUCAAUGGUGAGAAGUUGCUCAUUCGGAUGUCCAAGAGAUACAAGGAAUUACAGCUGAAGCCCCAUAGAAAUCCUUCUAAGCAGCACAUGACUGAAUUGGCCAUUGUCAGAAUGACUGUCAGGGAUGAAUUCAGGUAA